GAAGGAAGGAGCAAACGGGGUGGGAGGGCAGCAAGCAGGCUUCGCGCCCGCCUUCCCAGCCAUGCAGCAACCCGGCCAGGGAGCUGGAAGAGCCACCCCAGCUGCUUCCCAAGAGUCUUAAUGCUGCAAAUUUUUAAAACAAGCAUCGCAACUUGGAUAGAAAGUGGAAGGAAGGAAGCAAAGCUAUCCCUGGAGAGGAAGGGGACGCCAGGCGGGAGCGCAUAGAAAGGCGCUCUGCUUUCCUUCCUCCGCCCCCCUGAAGUUGAAAGUGACAGCCGGUUGGAUCAUUCAACUCUCCGCAAAACAGGUUUUAAAAAAGAAUCCAGCAAGGUAAAUCGAGCUGUUGAAGAAUCAGAAAGUCUUUGCUCCCGUCAGCAAGCAACUCUGCCUGGAUUAUACUGAAGUGUAGCUAGCAUUGUUUUCACUGUGAAAGUGGAGUAGCAUCAGGUGCAAACUGAGCUCUGUCUGGAUUUUGGCUGCCUUUCUUCUGCCUCCCUUCUCUUCCCUCCGACACCUAAAGACUUCAUUUUUACCAGUGGAGAUUAAUGGAAUGAUGGUGCGGAAAAGGCAGAGAGAUCCUGCCUGGCUCCGCAGGGACUCCUUGGGUGGCAACAGCAGCAGCAGCAGCGGGGUCCCAAGAGGCAUGCGAGUGCCCCCCAGGCGCUAUGGCUAGUGGCGGCUCUGGCAAGGCCAUCAGCGAGGCAUCCACCCUGAGCAGCGGUGCGUUGCAGAGGAAGAAGCUCGUCUCCAUCUGCGAUCAUUGCAAGAUCAAAAUGCAACUGGUGGCGGAUUUGCUCCUGCUGUCCAGUGAGAGCCGGCCUGUCAACACUGAGAGCCUGUCAGCCUCUGGGGAGUCCUUUGAGAAGUGCCGGGACACUAUCAUCGCUCGGACAAAGGGCCUGUCCAUCUUGACUCAUGAUAUCCAGAGCCAGCUGAAUAUGGGGCGGUUCACCGAGGUGGGGGACAUUCUGGCAGAGAUGGGGGAUUUGGUGGUCUCCUUGACCGAAUGCUCUGCCCAUGCUGCUUACUUGGCAGCAGUGGAGACCCCGGGGGCACAGCCCGCCUUGCCUGGCUUGGUGGAUCGCUACAAGGUCACCAAGUGUAAGCAUGAGGUGGAACACGGCUGUGGGGUCUUGAAAAGCACCCCGCUGGCUGACAUGAGCCCUCAGCUGCUGCUGGAGGUGUCCCAGAACAUGUCCAAGAACUUGAAAUUCCUGACAGAUGCCUGCGUGCUGGCCAGUGAGAGAUCCAAGGACAAGUUUGCCAAGGAGCAGUUCAAGCUGAGUGUCAAGUGCAUGAGCACCAGUGCCUCAGCCCUCUUGGCUUGCGUCCGGGAGGUGAAGACUUCACCCAGCGAGCUGACGCGGAAUCGGUGCAUCUUGUUCAGUGGGCCCUUGGUGCAGUCUGUCUAUGCUCUGGUGGGCUUUGCCACUGAGCCCCAGUUUUUGGGCAAAGCGGCCACCAUCAAUCCAGAAGGCAAAGUCGUGCAGACUGCCAUUUUGGGGGGUGCUAUGAGUGUUGUUUCGGCUUGCGUCCUUCUCACCCAAUGCCUCAGGGAUAUAGCCCAACACCCCGACAGUAGCUCCAAAAUGACUGAAUACAGGGAAAGGUUGAAGAACUCUGCCUGCGCAGUCUCUGAUGGUUGCAACCUGUUGUCUCAGGCACUAAGAGAAAGAUCUUCCCCGAGGACUUUGCCGCCAGUGAACAGCAAUUCUGUGAAUUAAUAUUUUUCAAUUUGCAUACAACGGUCACUACUAAUGAAAAUAUACCCAGGUCUCCUCUCCCAGCAAUGGUUUUGUAGAUACCAAAGAAUUUGUGUGAGCCCAAACCUUUGAUUUCUCAAAAUUUUAAUUCCUUUGACAUGGUGGGGCAACAAAGCUACGCCAUUUAAUCUGUGUGGAAAUAAUCAACUUUGGCUGAUAUUUUGGGGUGGGAGGUCUUUUUUUAAAAGUAAACUUUUCUUAUUAUUUACUUAAACACCUACAACAAGUUAAAAGUUUUAUGAGGUGGGAGAGUCUUUUUAAAAAAGAGAAGCAUUAAUCGCGCUGGGUGCGGUUUAAAAAGUUUGGGGAGGGUCUCAUUUUCCUUUUUUUGUGUGUGUCUUCCAGAGUUUCUCUUCUAAAUUUUACUGUUCAGUUGUGCAGGAAGAAAAAAAAGUUACCUCAGUUUUCAUACAGUCUGAAAGAUGCAAAACUUUCAAGGAUGGAUGUAGCUACUUUUUGUUGUUCAGUUGUUUUUUGUAUGAUCCCUUUUGAAUCAAAUGUUAGGUUAGAAGUGCAUUUGCUGUGUUGUGUGGAGGAUGGUUGUAAUCUCCAAAUUGGGGGGCGGGAAAGCUACUGUGAGUGUUUUUAAAGG
Molecule: messenger RNA, 2355 nt
Organism: Gekko japonicus
Lineage: Eukaryota; Metazoa; Chordata; Lepidosauria; Squamata; Gekkonidae
Gene: TLNRD1
Product: mesoderm development candidate 1
Exons: 2
Coding region: 666-1724 (352 amino acids)
Molecular function (GO): actin binding
Source: RefSeq, a predicted model, not a curated record